AUGGAUAGUGACCAAGAGUCAGCAGAAUGUCCGUUAUGUUUGGAGGUACUCGAAGCUGAUGAUUUGACCUUUUUUCCAUGUACAUGCUGUUAUCAGAUUUGCCGAUUUUGCUGGCAUCGUAUUCGAACAGACGAAAAUGGUUUAUGUCCAGCAUGCCGAAAACCAUACAGUGAAAAUCCGGCACAAUUUAAACCGUUGACUGAUGAAGAAAUUCAACAAGUAAAACGUGAUAGAAAACUAAAAGAAUCAAAUAAAAAGCCAAAGAUAACCGAAAGUCGGAAACACUUAGCCAAUCUACGCGUUGUUCAACGAAACCUUGUAUUUGUUAAUGGACUUCCGUCACGUUUAGCUGAUACAGAAUUAUUGAGACGAAAUGAUCAUUUUGGUAAAUAUGGUAAAAUAGUCAAAUUAGUUACAUCACCAGCACACAAUGGACAAUUAAAUUCUAUAUGUGUAUAUAUAACAUAUUCUCGUUCAGACGAAGCUUUACGUGCUAUACAAUCUCUAUGUAACUAUCAUGUUGAUGGUCGAACAUUAAAAGCUACAUUGGGUACUACAAAGUAUUGCAGUCGAUAUUUAAAAGGUGCGACAUGUCAAAAAGCUGAUUGCUUAUACUUGCAUGAGCUAGGCGAUCCUUUAGCAAGUUUCACUAAAGAACAAAUGCAACAAGGUCUUCAUCUUGAAUAUGAACGAAAACUUAUGGAACAGUACACAAAUAAAUUAUUAUCAGAUACACCAAAGAUUGGACGAACGACAGUCGAUGGAACUAAAAGUGAAUCAGUAUCUUCACAAAAACAAAAAGGACCAACACCAUUAUUGACAACGACAAAUGAUUGCAAUGCUUCGAUAUCAAAUACAAUCAAUGGACAUUCUGAUUUAGAAUCAGGAGAUGAAACAAAUAAUAACAAUAGCAUUAGUACUACAUCAAAUCAUCAUACAAUGAAUGGAUAUCACAAUGAUACAUUCACUAGUACAACUACUAUGAAUGUUGAUACUUUAAAUGGUGAUUCUGACAUAUCAUCAACAUCAUCUCAAACGUCAUCUGAACAUGAGCCAUCUCUACGAUCGCAAAUGCAAACAUAUAAUAUAUCAUUAUUAACUAAUUGGCCGGACGAAUCAGGAAAUUUUUAUCCUACGAAUAAUAAUACUAAUAAUCUCGUAUCUUCAUCAUCUCAACUGAUAAAUAAAUCAUCUGUUUCAAACAUAUCAAACCCAGCAAAAGAUGUUCAAUCAAAUGAAACCACAAUUACUAAUACAGUGAAUGGUUUUGAUCAAAUACCAGAAUAUAAACUAUUUAGUUCAAAUAGCCCAUCUAUACAUUCGAUAUUAUUUGGUAAAAAUGAACAUACUCAACAGUCACAUCGACCAGUUAUAAACGGGAUUGAUCAUGAUUUAAGAGUAAUUGAAAAAAGAUUACUAGAAAGUAGUCUUGAUAACACAUCAUAUACUCAGACACAAGAAAAUGAUGAACUCGGCUUCGAUCCAUGUAGUUUAUUUAUGUCCGCACUUGCAUCUGAUAUCGAAGAUGAAAGACGACCACUAUCAUCACAAACAUCUGUAUCAUAUCGUCCAACAUCAAAUUCAUAUGGAUUUCCAUCAAAUCAAUUCACUUCAACGACCAAUAAUUCAUCUCAAGGGCAGAUGAAUUCAUAUUGGAUGAUGCAACAACACCCGCAGCAACAGCAACAACAGUCUCAUCAUUAUCAAGAACCACCAACGACACCACAAAGACAACAAAGAUAUCCACUCCCAUUUAAUGGAUCAUCGCCUAGACAGAUUUGGAGUGGGAAUCAACAACAGCAACAGCAAUCACUACAAUACGGAUCACAGAUUUCAAGUCAAAUCCAACAGCAACGACUUCCACAUCGACAGCCAUCACCAUCACCAUCACCACAAUUUUCACGGGCAAUAAAUAAUACUUAUCCUUCUAAUAGUACUCUGAUCACAAAUGAUGUACCAUCAAAUGAUCGAUGGAUAAAUUUACCUUGGACAGAUCCAGCUAUUAUAUCACUUGGUAAUAAACUUGAAACUCCAUCAUCACAAUGGUCUACACCUAUGCAAUCCCAGGGGCUUUCUGGACUAACCUCAGGAAAUAAUCUCAUGGCAAAUUCUCGUUGGUCACAGCAACAGAGUCAAACACAUAUGCUAACAAAUGGAACCUUUUUGCCAUAUUCAACAACAUCAGGUGCUGAUGAUGGAAAUCUUUCGUAA
Molecule: messenger RNA, 2211 nt
Organism: Rotaria socialis
Lineage: Eukaryota; Metazoa; Rotifera; Eurotatoria; Philodinida; Philodinidae
Source: the annotation of a GenBank genome assembly